Messenger RNA from Stegodyphus dumicola, 792 nucleotides. Its product is annotated as lachesin-like. The record is from RefSeq and is a predicted model, not a curated record. Lineage: Eukaryota; Metazoa; Arthropoda; Arachnida; Araneae; Eresidae. Gene Ontology annotation, cellular component: neuron projection.
UUCCUCCCAAAAUUUUAGAAAAUGUGACAAGUUCCGAUACUGAUGUCCGUGAAGGGACAGACGUGUCAUUGAGGUGUCAAGCAUCAGGAUCGCCCGCUCCUCAAAUAAAAUGGAGAAGAGAAGACGAGAAAGAUAUCACCCUAGGUACAAAGCAAGUGCCAAUUGUCGAAGGGCAGUUUUUAAACAUCACGAAAACAAGUCGACUUCAUAUGGCAGCCUAUUUAUGUAUCGCAUCCAAUGGAGUUCAACCUUCUGUCAGCAAGAGAAUCAUGCUCAACGUCAACUUUGCUCCUAUGAUUUGGAUACCCAAUCAACUUGUGGGAGCUGCGAUCGGUGCCGAUGUUGUUCUAGACUGUAAUCUCGAAUCCCAUCCAAAAUCGGUGACAUACUGGACACGCGAUGGGGGUGGUGUCAUGAUUUUGUCGAACAUUAAGUACAACAGCAUCGUGAGGGAUACUGGCCUCUAUAAAGUGCAGAUGACCUUGAAGGUGAAGAAUCUCCGUCCCGAAGACUUCGGAUCCUAUAGCUGUGUGGCAAAGAACUCCUUAGGAGAAACGGAGGGGACCAUCAGGCUUUACGAAAUACCCAAACCCCAUUCUUCAACAUUCCCAUCACGAGGAGGCUUGGCUAGCAGUAGAGCUGAUGGCGCUCAUCAAGCUACAGGUGAAAAAAUGAUACGAACGUGGCAUAAAGACGGUACUGAAGAAGGUCGAAUGCAAGAUUUAUCCAAUGGUGAACUGGAGAAGAGGGACUCGCCUUCGCCUGUCACAGUCUUCACAGGCGGGGAGCAAG